AUGAGGACGGCCGUCCUCGCGAGCCGUUUCUGUUUAAGCCGUGGUAGAAAUCCACUACUACUGUCCCGCCUUCUUCCGCAGCCUCCAUUGCAUUUCGCGCGCAGGCCAUUAUGGACGCAGCAGCCUUUGCGAAGGCCCCCGAGGGGAGGUCCCUCGAUCAGAACUGUUCUCAUUGCUGCUAUGACGCCAGGAGCAUUCCUACAACUGGCCGAGGAUGGAGAUGACGACAACGGGAAGACCGGCGAGAUGCAGAUGCUAGAAGUCUCGCGCCAGGAGGUACGAAAGACCGUCGACGACGAUGCGCGAGGCUUGAAGCGAAUCUGGCAAACACUCUACGUCUUUACAUACUGUUACAUAUAUGAUCCGAUUGCGACGGGCUUCCGGUUUGUCCAUCUCGUCAUAAUCUUCCUACCUGUCAUCCUUACGGCUCCGACGAUAUGCUUUGGAAAGCAGUUGAAGGAUCGCGAGGGCAUACGCACAGGGACUCUCUGGUGGUAUAGGUUUUUGGUCCGAUCUAUGGAACGCGCAGGCCCAGCGUUCAUCAAGCUUGGACAAUGGGCGGCCUCACGUACCGAUAUCUUCCCACCGGAACUCUGCGACAUCAUGUCAUCACUGCACUCCAAUGCACCUGCACACUCAUUGCAUCAAACGAAGCGAACAAUAAGGAAGGCGUUCAAUUGGCUGCCAUUCGAAGACAUAUUCGAGGAAUUCCAAGAAGAACCAUUGGGCGUGGGCGCUAUCGCGCAGGUAUACAAGGCGAAGCUGAAACCCAAUCUUGCGGGGACCGAUGACGAUAUCGACCUUCAUCCACAUGGUCUACGAGACAAGGUACGAAAGAACGUUGGGGCGUUAGUCAAGAGCUCUCCCCAAAGAGUACCGUCGUCCUAUGUAGCCGUGAAGGUGCUUCAUCCGAGGGUAGAACGCGUGAUUCACAGAGAUUUGAAAAUCAUGUCGUUCUUUGCAUCCUUAGUCAACGCCAUACCUACCAUGAAUUGGCUAUCUUUACCGGAUGAAGUUCAUCAGUUUGGUGAAAUGAUGAAAUUACAAUUGGAUCUACGGAUUGAAGCCACAAACCUCGUCAUGUUUCGUGAGAAGUUCAGGUCACGCACCACAGCCUGGUUCCCAUACCCGUAUCUGGACUACUCUACCCGCGAGGUGCUCGUGGAGGAGUUUGCACAAGGUAUUCCACUAUCGACCUUCCUCGAGGUAGGUGGAGGUGUCUACCAAGAAGAGAUCGCGAACGAAGGCCUAGAUGCUUUCCUCCAUAUGCUUUUAAUCGAUAAUUUCGUUCACGCGGAUCUGCACCCCGGAAAUAUCAUGGUUCGAUUCUACCGGCCGAGUGAAUUGGACCUGUCACUGGGAAAUAAGUCUCGCGCAUCGGAGGCACCAUCUGCGGAAGAGGUUGAUGUUACAGAAUCUGUGCUUGCACGGUUGCGCCCACAUAUCAAUAAUCGGCGCGACUGGGUGAAAGCGCUUGAUGAUUUAAAUACUGAAGGCUAUCGACCCCAGCUCAUAUUCAUCGACACUGGACUGGUGACUCAACUAAAUGAACUUAACCGGCGCAAUUUCAUUGACCUGUUUCGCGCCAUUGCCGAGUUCGAUGGGUAUCGAGCAGGUGAACUCAUGGUCGAACGAUGUCGUCAACCGGAUGCAGUGAUCGACCCAUAUUACUUCGCCCUGGGCAUGGAACACCUGGUGCUAAACAUCAAGUCACGCACGUUUGCCCUCGGUAGCGUCAAGAUUGGAGAUGUACUGAGUGAUGUCCUAUCCAUGGUCCGUAAACAUCACGUUCGACUCGAGGGGGAUUUUGUUAAUGUUGUUAUCUCAUGUCUUCUCCUUGAGGGCAUUGGACGUAAUUUGGAUCCCAACCUUGAUCUUUUCAAGAGCUCCCUUCCCAUUCUACGGAAAUUGGGAUCUAACACUACCUCUUUCAAAUCCGUCCGGUCCGGCGACAUGUCCAUGCUUCGCGUAUGGGUAGGGCUGGAGGCGCGCGGAUUGCUCCAAAGCAGUUUUGAAACCGUCGAGCAGUGUGUCAAAUACGAUCUCUUAUCGCCUAACAUAUGA
This is a messenger RNA of Aspergillus luchuensis, 2064 nucleotides long. RefSeq names its product ABC1 kinase family protein. Gene Ontology annotation, molecular function: ATP binding; protein kinase activity. The coding region runs from base 1 to 2064 and encodes 687 amino acids. Gene Ontology annotation, biological process: protein phosphorylation. The record is from RefSeq and is a predicted model, not a curated record. Gene Ontology annotation, cellular component: mitochondrion. The transcript is spliced from 3 exons. NCBI's taxonomy places the organism in Eukaryota, Fungi, Ascomycota, Eurotiomycetes, Eurotiales, Aspergillaceae.